Venturia canescens is the source of this 7372-nucleotide messenger RNA. RefSeq names its product Ras-associated protein 2-like (gene Rap2l). Gene Ontology annotation, cellular component: plasma membrane. The transcript has a single exon. The record is from RefSeq and is a predicted model, not a curated record. Gene Ontology annotation, molecular function: GDP binding; GTP binding; GTPase activity. Lineage: Eukaryota; Metazoa; Arthropoda; Insecta; Hymenoptera; Ichneumonidae. Gene Ontology annotation, biological process: Rap protein signal transduction; negative regulation of cell migration. The coding region runs from base 1601 to 2146 and encodes 181 amino acids.
GCGCUUCGUGCAGUCUACGAGCACACGUCGUGGGUGUCUCAAUAAAAUCCCGUCCCACCGCAUAUAUAUAUAUAUAUAUAUACACACGUAUUUCCCGUCACUGUGUCUGUCCGUCUGUCGUUCCAUCGCAGUGUCACCCUGUUCGUAUUGUUACAUCGUGACCAACGAUAAUCUAGUAUUUUAAACGAAUUCUUGGCUCGUUCAUAUUUUUCCCCUUCUCUUGUUACAGUGAAUUUAUAUGGGCGACGCUCUCGUGGGAAUAUACGCGAAUAAACCGUUUUUAAUAUAACACGAAGUUUUCUAUACAGUGCGUAUGUGUGUGUGUGAUUCGACUGACGUUCGCAUACAUCAGUACCGAAUUGACGGGUUUAACUGAACUUUAUUGGGAAGAGUUUUCUUCUCUGACAGACGAAUUUUAAUCGGUUUUUCUACUUACGUGCUGCAAUCGUGCGUGUGAAUACGCCUGUCUAUUAAGGACAUAUACGUUUAUGUACACAAAUGCGUAUGUGCAGGAUAAAGAGGCAUCCAAGCACUUGCAGAAUUAUACGUCUGGCACGUUCAGAGGAAAAUUCGGAGUUACGAUAAAAUGGCGUCACGCGGCAGCACGUCCAGUCUUUUUGAGAAGUGAAAAAAUAGAACGGUGACGUGCGGACAGACGGAAAUAUUGAUUCGCCAAAAAGAAACGACUGUUCCGGUGAAAAAUGGUAAAACUUCGUGAAAGUGAAGUUCGUCUUUUUGGCUAAAUUGAAAAAUUGAAAAAUAUAUACAUAUAUCAAAAAUCAGGGCCGACCAGAACGACACGAGCGGUGACUACGGUUACUACGCGAACGCAAGCACGAGAGAGGAAGAGUGAAACACGGAGAGGGAGAGUGCGAGGGGAAGGUGUGUGUGUGUGUCAUGUCUUUGCUCAGUUACGAGAAAUUCCUUUGUGCCAAUGGUGAAGAGAUUCGAUGAGAAUCGAAAAGGAAAAAGAAGAAAUAUACGGUGAACGAAGAAGGUGGAACAUAGUCGUCAAAUGAUUUGUCUCGAUCAGCAAAAGACCUCGUCGAAGAAACGAUCGAGAAGAAGAAGAGGCUCAUUUGACGUUGCCGUUUUAGUCGCCGUACUUGGAUCACGAAGGUGGAGAACUUUGUAGCGGCGUGUCGCUGCGAGAAAAAGAAAGAGGAAAAAAACAACAGUAGCACACACACGGAAUAAUUCAGUACUUUUUUUUCAUUUCGUUUAAAAAAAAUCUGUGUGUGUUUCGUGAUUCAGUGCUAUAGGACAUUAUUAACCCGUAAAUCGUGGCAAGGAUUACAUGUAAUAAAGUGACAGACCAUCAAGUUUUUUCUUUUUUUUUCCACCGAUCUUAUGUGUAUUCUUCAAAGGGUGUACAGCAGUGUCAAAACCAGAGAGAUAUAUAAAAAUAAAGGGCUACGCGCAUGAAGAAUUUUUCGGCUGUGAAUACGUCAAAGAUCGCAUUAUAUUCUCGUGACGAUUAUUUUUUUUGUGUAUUUUAAUUACUUUUUCCUCAUUAAUCUCCGUUGAUUUUCGGAAAAACGUCUAAAACACCAGUGCUUUCUGUGUCUAAUCGUGAAUACAUAAUACAUAAACGUAAAAAAUGCGUGAAUUCAAGGUUGUGGUAUUGGGCUCGGGUGGUGUUGGCAAGUCGGCCCUUACGGUGCAAUUCGUGUCUGGUUGUUUUAUGGAAAAAUAUGAUCCUACGAUCGAGGAUUUUUAUCGAAAAGAAAUCGAGGUCGAUAACUCACCUUGCGUACUCGAAAUUCUCGAUACGGCGGGUACCGAACAAUUCGCCAGUAUGAGGGAUCUCUACAUCAAGAAUGGUCAAGGUUUUGUCGUUGUUUACAGUCUCACGAACCAUCAGACGUUUCAGGACAUCAAAGCAAUGAAAGAAUUGAUAACCCGAGUGAAAGGCACCGAGAGGGUUCCUGUUUUGUUAGUAGCCAAUAAACUGGAUCUCGAUCAUCAGCGAGAAGUCGACACGGCAGAGGGGAACGCACUGGCGCAAUUGUGGGGUUGUCCUUUCGUCGAGGCGUCUGCAAAAAACCGUACAAACGUCAAUGAGAUGUUUGCUGAAAUAGUGCGAGAGAUGAACUUCAGUCCGGAGAAAGAAAAAAAAAGUUACUGCUGUUGCAGCGUCCUCUAAUAAUUAAUCAAACUAAUUCGGAGCUCCAGAGAUUAAAGUGUUAGUUAAGAAGUUGAGAAAAAAGAUGAUUCAAUAACUGGUAUCAAAGAGAAAAAUAUAAAUCAGUUUCUUCCGGCUGAUAAGAGAGUGAACAACGUCUCGACAGAAAGAAAUCAAUUAAAAAAAAUGAACAAUAUUCGGCACUAGGAGAUACGUCUGCAAAAGUUGCUACGUAACAGUCGCAACGUUCAAACCUGUGAAUAAAUUGCAAAAACUCUGUAAUUAUAAUUUAUGACGUACGAAAACGAGAAAAGAAAGAAAGAAAAUGAGAGAGAGAGAGAGAGCGAGAAAGAAGAUAGAAAAUGUAUGAAAUGGAAGACUAUUUACUAUGUACGACAAUGAAACAAAUGCGCCGGCUGCACAUUUGUUUUCGAUUUUGUUUUUUGUACGAAAAGAUCGUGGCUGCAAUUGCCACGGCCAAAUAUUUUAAUAUACGCGAAUAGUAUUAUGUGUAAACAUCAUAUUGUAAUAUAUAUUCAUAUAUAUAUAUAUAUGUGAUCAUAUAUAUAUAUAUGUAUAUGUAUUGAUUAAUCAUAGUUUGUUAAGCGGGCAACAAAGAGGGCCGAGAGAGAUAGCGUGUGUAAAAGAGAACAAGAGAGAUAGAGAGAGAAUGUGUGGACUUAAAGGACCAAUGUACUGAGAGGCUGAGACAAAAGAAGAUAUUGUCUAUACUCCCUCGUUGUGAGAGAGUUUGUUAAUUGUUAGGGACUGCAAAAGAUAAUGUUUAUUCGAUAUUCCCUGUGUUUGGCUUUGCUCAAUUAAUGAGACGCAGACAGGAUGAGAUGUGAAUUCACUGAACCGGGUUUUUUGGUACACGCUCUUCCUUUGCUUUCAAAGAACAUUAAAAAUUAUCGUUGCAUCUGCCAUCUUUAAAUUGCUACCAACAUUUGCGAGGUGCUAUAAACGAGCGUGAAAUAGAAAAUGAGAACACUUGAGCUAAUCAUUGCUAAAAGUUGCACAAUGAUUUUCCGGAUUUCUUUGAACUUUAGUUCACUUUACGCUCAAUCGAACCAGAAUUCAAUCGUCGCAGGUUGCGGAUGAUACAUUCAAUGCACCAACUCUUCUGUAUUCAAAUUGUGAAUUUUCUGCAGCGGCAGGUUGUUUUUGCGAUACAAUCAUUGAGAUUUUGCUUUUGAAUAUUUUUUUAUGAUAAAUUGGUGAACUUGAGAGCGAACCUAGAUGGGAGUCAAGGGAAAUUGUUUGUUUUUAUCAUUCCAGCGAAAGAAUUUCGCGUUCUGUUGCAAUAAUUCAAUCAGGGUAAAUUUGAUUUGUGUCUUGGGAUUUUGUUCGAUUUUCAUGAAAAACUGAUCAUUCGUUUCAUCAUCUUUUGGUCCUGCGUGAUAAAUAACAUUCUGGUCAAACUUCUUGAUAGAACUUUACAAACCCUCUUUUUAUGGCAAUUGACUAAAUUCCUUCGUAUCCAAAGCGUUGAUGGAAGCAAUGAUCGCUGUAAAUCGUAAGACAACUAUCCCAGUUGUAUUUCUCUGCCCACAUGAAAUUCUUUUCAUCUUGGUUUAUCGUUACUCAUUACUUUUCUUUUAAGGAAGCCGUGCAAUCGAAUUUUCAAUAUUAUAGUCGAUAUUAACAUGAAUGUAUCGUAAGAACUUCCUCCGGGCUUUUCUUCCCAUUAGUGAUUAAACGAUAAAAACAAAUGUCACGAUGGAACAAACUCCCAAAUAUCGAAAUAAAAACAGUUCUGCUUUUGCAUUUUAUGAAAAUACAGAUCUGCAGUUUCAGACUAAUUUCAGUCUUUUCCGGUCAUUGCAAGAAAUUCAUCCACUUGGAAUUUUCACUUUUUUUUCCUCGACGUUAUAAAAUCUUUAAUCGCGCUCUCGAAUGCGUUUGUAAUGUCUCGGAACAGCGUUGAUUCGUCUGCAAAAGAAAUGUACUUUUCUAAAAUGAAGAAUUCAGCGAUGUCGUUCGGCUAGAUUAAUCAUUUUCGCAGAUUAUGGAAGGAAGAAGAAAAAAAAUAGAUGAAACUCUCUAAACCGGGGUUGUUAGAUCUCGCGUUACAAAAGCGACCCUUUCGCCCUUAAUGUUUGCCCCGUUGUUUUUAAGAUUUUCGAUAAAACAUACGUUCUUUCCUUCAAUUCGUUUCUUCGUCUGUUUUUGUUUUGUUUUGUUUUUUUUUUUUUCGUUCAAGAGCUCUCUCUUCCAACUGUGUGUUGCGUGCAGAUAACUCGUAUAUAUAAAAAGAAAGAAAGAACAAAAAAGAGGAAAAAAAACAUACACGUAAAUGUAUCCGCAUCUCUGCAUGCUGUAAAACUGUACAGAAGAAUUUACCUGAAGUCAAUGAGUCACAGAUAGGAAUUUAUUAUACUUUGUACUAUUUUGAGAAGAGUAAAAAUAACGGCGAUGAUGUUUUUGCAAAAAGAACGUGUAUUCGAUAACGUUUGAUGCUAUAUCCAAAGGUUUUUUCACGCGAAAUAAUGAGAAGGAGGAGAAGAUAUACGAGAUGGAAAUAAUGAUUAUAGUAAUAAACGGAAAAGAAUAACUAUCGAAAAACCGACUGAACGUACGAGAUUUGUGUCCAGAGGAGUGUCGUUUCGCAAAUGACGGCAAAAAUGGUCAAAUAAAAAUGAAUUAAAAUACACACACACACACACACAAACAUAUUACUACGUAACAUGAUAACGACUUAAACGAUCGAUUUUUACAUGAAGAGCUUGCUAUAUGCACCGGACCCGAAAAUUUUUGAUAAACGUUUCAUUUCCAUUGUCUUCGAUUCAUUGUUUUUUUGUCUCUCGUAUAUUUAUACCAAGAGAAAUGAACAUAAUGUGUACAGCUGGGUUCGUAACGUUGCUUCGACGGGAGUAAUUGUGCGAAAAAAGCUCGUUAACUCGCGACGAUAAUAAUAGUUGAAUUAAGAAGCCCUUUGAUAACUGCGAAAUCGAUUUUUACUCGGCAACCGUGUGCGCAUAUCAGGAAUUAGUAAAAAAAUGAAAAAUAAAAAAUUAAAAAAAAAAAUUAAAAAAAUAACACAAGGACGAGCAUUUUUGUAAAGAAAAAUUGAGAAAUAUUCAUCGUCAAUAAAUGAAAGCGGAAUCAUGGAAAAUCAUGAAUCGUCACAGUUCUUUCAAAGUUACUCCCGAGGUUCCUUUGACUAUCUUGACUAUCUUAUUCGAAGAAAAAUGAUUAAUUCAUAGGCGUUGGAUGCACAAAUUAAUAAAACUAUUGAAAUUCAUUCAAUUUACGAAUGUUUGCCUUACGUUACUGCAAGUCAUUUGGAAACGAUUUGAUUUUUAUUUGAUUUUUUUUUCAUCACCGAACGAUGCUCGUUCCUUUCUCCAACUGCGGUAUAUAAGAGAUUCGUACCUUUCCUCGGUCGCACUAAAAAAAGCGAUCUUCGUACGAUCGAAGCAAGAGAAGCGCACGGUGUUUAAUUUCCCGUGAGUAAAUACUAGAAAAACAAACUCCGAGAGAAAACGAAGGACUACGGCAAUAUUGUUGCACGUCAAUUUUUUAAUAACACCUCUAAGCUAAAGAUAACUCUCGAGAAGAGUCUCGGUGUAAAGAAGGAACCUUGUUUUUUACCAUUUUUUACAGAAUGCGACGGCGAAUAUUUUAAAUGUGAAAAUACCAAUAACGAGAGCGUACAGAAUGUGUGAGAGAGCGGGAAAAGCAAAUUUUUGAACGGUCGAAUCGUUCGUUUUGUCGAACAAAUUGCAUUAUUCGUUUGGACAUGUGUAAAAAAGGGCAAACUAAAUCGAGAAGAAACCACGUGUUUUUGUCAUUAUGAAUUUUUCACUUCGAUAUACCGAAUAGUCUUUCUGUGAUCCUGUAGAUGUAAACCACGUUUUUAAAACAAACGGAGAAAAGAUAAACAAGACACGCACACGUUAAAGCGAACGCAAGAACAUUCGAGUCUGCACACUUUUGUAAAAGAACAAAAAAUGUCAGAUUCGUGACAAAAAUCUCUCGCGACGACGUCUUCAUGAAAAUCAACAUUGUUCGUUCUUUUCGGUAAUCCAGGCAGUUUCAAUACCGAACAAUUUUCUAAAUUAAGAAAAGAAAAAAAAUGAAUUUUCGCAAAACUACUCAAACUCCAUAAUCACCGUUUUUUUUUUCAUAUUCGUUCGUGCUUCACACUUUUUGUAACUCAAAAGCAAAGCAAACGAGCGAUUGUAUAACAAUUGUCAAAUCUUUAACAGUCAUUUUUAUCCGAUUAACGCUAUCCGAGUGAAAACAAUAAACAGAAAACAAACAAUCGAUUUUAUAUAUAUUUCUACGAAAGAACGUUGAGAAAAUAGUGAAAAAGUAAGCCACACCGCGUCAGCUCAUAGUCGUUUGCUUGUCGAGCUCGAAAUUGCAUAUUUUUCUAAAAAAAAGGUACCAGAAAAGUGAAAUACAAAGUAACCGAAACCACCCAUGCGAACAAAAAUAAAAUAAGCGUGAAAAACGCGACAACGUUGAGCGCAUUAUUUGAUUCGUAAAAGUUGAAAAAAAAUCUACACAAGACACUACUGCCGCGGUGAACAUUCAUAGCGAGAACUUUUUCAGUGUGUAUAAAGUAACAUUGGCGAAGCAAAUUAGCGCCUCCGUGUCGACAGCAUAUCAUCUUUAAGGACCACAACAACAACAAUAUUGAAAGGAAAUACCAGAAAAUACAAACAAACUCCACGAAUCCGCGGUCUAUCGAAUUUUUAGCGUCCCUUUUAAUUUCGUCAUCGAUUCCCGAAAACGAUUAGUAUUUUUUAUUUUUUUUUUUUCUCAUCGUUACAUAUUAUCGUAGUCAUUUAUUACAUUUCAUUCGCGCAACUGGCUCACUUUUAUUCAUCCAUGAAAUAAAAUUAACUAUUGCAACAACAACAACAAAAUAAUUGAGAAAACAAAAGACAAAAUACAUAAGAAACAACACCACAAUUUAGAUGUAUAUCGGCCUUUCAGUACUACCUGCGUAUGGUAUUGAGUACGAAAUAUGUUAUAUUUUUUACAAUGUGAAAAAUCUGUAAAUAUUAUAGCAUCAAGUUAUAUGUAUAUAUAUAUAUAUAUAUCUAUAUGUCUAACCGCAUAUAAAUAUAUAUGUAGGAAAAUAUAUAUACGUAUACAUUAUAGUAAUAAUAACAAUAAAAAAAAUUAACUAUCUCACACGUAAAAAAUUGAUAAAGACUACAGUGAACAGCUUACAGCAAAAAAAUGUGCAUUAAAUAUUAUAGGUGAAAGUAAUACAUACUUGUCGAUCCUUGA